This is a messenger RNA of Penicillium egyptiacum, 2232 nucleotides long. NCBI's taxonomy places the organism in Eukaryota, Fungi, Ascomycota, Eurotiomycetes, Eurotiales, Aspergillaceae. The record is from the annotation of a GenBank genome assembly.
AUGUCAUGCACCCCUGCCGACAGCGAGAGUAGCCCCACCGGCCGAGCACCAAGGGAAGAACAUGAUAACUACGGUCUUAUGCCAGAAGAGGACUUAGUCUUAAAGUGCAGGAGUCGUGAGGAGAAUAAGACCGCGGAAACCGAGAAGGUGGCUACGAAGUGUGAUCGCGUUAACCCGUGUUUGCAGUGCAUCAAGACGGGAUCGCAAUGUACCUACCAGCUGGGGUCGAAAGCCAAGGAAAAGCGGCAACGAAUACUCAUCUCGAAUGUAUACGAGAGUAGAAUGGAACACAUUUCGAACAAGAUUGACAAGCUCAGCGAGAUGAUGAGGCAGCUAAGUCGCGAGCGAACCUGUAACAGUGGAUUUGCGAGUUCAGCUGGAUCGCCAUUGCAUUCCUCGCUUCAGUCUAAGGAGUCGCCAGUCGCUAGCAGCGACAACACGACAAGCUUAAAAAGACCCGACCUGUCUUUAGAGGAAGCUGGAGGCCUGGAAUCCACGUUGUUUGCCCAUGUCAUCUUCGCAACCAGGUAUCUCCAAGCUGUCGUGGAGAAUGACCCGUACUCGAACGUCGCUGCCGAAAUGACCUCGGCGCUAGACGCCCUGCGGAGUAUGGUCAACGCCCAGAAUCAGCAGAAUGAGAUCUUAGAAGAUUCACAUCCUUUCUCGAAGGCGCUUCCUCCAGACCUUAGUUUCAGGGAGCUACCAAUACCUUCCAUGAACCGAAUUUUGGCAUGCUUAAGGAUCGCUUACGAGCGUUCGCCCAAUCAGGUCUAUUGGCCAUUCGAGUUUGGAUCUCUAGGCGGUUUCACCGGAUAUGUCAUUAAGGCCUGCUCACCCGGACCAGUGACGGACACAGAGCUGAUAAUUGUCCACUAUGGUCUUUACUAUCUCUUCACCGAGUGCUCGAGUGCCGUUGAAGAUGAUAUAGUCAAGCAGGAGUACGAGGCGCAGGCACUCAUCUGCAGGGAAAGCCUCGAAACGAUCCUAUCCAACCUCCCCUUCCACAUCAUUACCAAUAUAGACUCUGUUUGUUGUCAAAUCAAACAGGCUAUUUACUGCCUACAAUGUGGCAAGCCCUUUGCGGCGUGGACAUUUAUUUCUAGGGCUUCGCUCAUGAGUCAGGCCCUUGGGAUGCACAGCAACCAUGCUAUGACAACCGAACCAGCAGAAAAGGUACAGCGGAAGAUACGACUGUUCUGGGCGCUCUAUGUUGUUGAGAAGGCAGUCUCGUUACGUCUCGGUAGAUGCUCCACAAUUCGAGACUACGACAUCACGGUGCCACGGCUGCUCCUCGACCGCAAGAUGAGCUCCCUACUACAUAACAGGUUACCUGAUUGGAUCGACGUUGCCAGCCUCUACGGACGAGUAUAUGACAAUACAUAUAGUCCGAAUGCGUUAGCGCAGCCAGUCUCCAUCCGAGAGUCUCGUGCCAGAACCCUGGCCGCUGAGCUCGAGAGAAUAAUGGCUGCGAGGGUGGAGUUAUACUACUCCAUCUUGGUCUGCAUCUAUAGAGGAAUUCCGUCAGGGAAAUGCUCUAGCUUGGCACCUUGUCCAGAAUGCCUCUCAGCUGCGAGAGCAACCCUAAAGGAGACCGAAGUGUUCAUCGCCAUGCUCGCCGACGCUGCAUCGUGGUCUCCCAGCCUCGGCAUAUGGGUCAACGAAGUCGUCUUAUUAGCACCGUUCAUACCAUUUUUAAUCCUGUUCUGCAACAUCGUUGAGACAUCCGACUCGUCUGACUUGCAUCACCUACAACGAUUGGUUGACAGCUCGCACUCAAUCGCCCAAUCCCCACGCUAUUCCGCUUGCAGUAAGCAACUGCGCAUUUUGAAGGCCCUGUAUGACGUUGCCGCAAAGUACGUCGAGGCUAAGGCAAGAAGUCAAUCAGGGGAUAUGAUUCGCGGUCAAUUUACCGACCUGGACAUGAAAAUGUGCCUGAAUAGUAACACUAUUUGGGUUUGUCCUGAUUCGCACUCCCCUUUGUUAUCCACGGCAUCGGAUGCUUGGCCACUCGGUGGGGUCCAAAAUCCUGCGGGAGCUCCUGCUGGAACAACGGAGGACCAAGGCCAACAAGCCAUGAACCAAGCGUCAGGCUUUCAGCCAAGAGGGAACUCUCUUGCGACACAACACCAGAUACCUGAUGACUCCAUUAUGGGGCUGGAUACUCCAGGCGUCCAGCUGGGGAGUUGGUUCUAUCAGAGUCAUCAGAUGAUGAGACUCCUGGAUGAUUUUUAA